Messenger RNA from Perkinsus marinus ATCC 50983, 189 nucleotides. RefSeq lists its product as hypothetical. The transcript is spliced from 3 exons. Lineage: Eukaryota; Perkinsozoa; Perkinsida; Perkinsidae. The record is from RefSeq and is a predicted model, not a curated record. The coding region runs from base 1 to 189 and encodes 62 amino acids.
AUGGUCGCAGCUGAGCGGACGCUGCUUGGACCCGGCAGGUACACUCUACUUGACCGUAGUUUGACGAUACUGGUUGUAGACGGUGCUGCGCCGUCCAAUGUGGAGAGCCUAGCUGUUGGCAUGCAGGGGACGGCGAGUGAUGCCUUGGACAUGGACCAGCAGAAUGUUGGUCUCACUAUGGCCAAGUAG